AUGGAGCUCCUCUUUGCUUCAGAUGCAUUCAUCCCUAAUUAUAAUUGUCAUCUCCAAAAUAAUCUAAUAGCCAUCAUUGGGGGACCAAGUUCUGUUGCUUUUCUUGAUAUGGCUACCAUCGUGACACCUUACAAGUUUGUACAAGUUGCAUGUAGCUCUACUCUAGAAAUCAAGACCGAAACUUCAUUGAAUUUUUUUUACUGGAUGUUCCCAAAUGCAAUUAGUCAGUACAAAGGAUUUCUCCAAAUUCUUCUGCAUUUUGGAUGGACCUGGAUUGGGCUAUUUUUCCUUGACAUUGGCAACAUAGCAGAUAUUUUAUGGAGGAAUAUCCUUCCCAUGUUUUCCAAAAGAGGUGUCUGCUUUGAAUUUAUAGAAAAAAUGCCAGGUGCCUUUCUCAGCGACGAUGAAAAAACUGUUCGUAGAUCCCAUGCCAUAUUAAACACAGUUUUCAACAGCACAACUAACAUUGUGUUGCUUCAUGGGGAAUUUCAGAGUAUAUUAAAUUUAAGGUUUUUACUCAACCUGUUGGAAUUUAGUAAUGUAGAUUAUGGUACCAAAGUCUGGGUGAUGACGGCAGAUGUUGACUUCUCAUCGGUUCUCUUUCAAAAGAGUUGGGACAUUAAUUUCAUGCGUGGAGCUCUGUCCCUGUCAGUACAAUCAGUGGAGAUACCAGGGUUCCAAAAUUUUGUUCAGAUGAGAAACCCAAAUUUGGAUAAAGAAGACAGCUUUUUAAAAGAAUUCUGGCAACAGACGUUUAAUUGUAUAUUCCCAAUGACUUCUAUGGAGGAAGAGGGUGAGACUCUCUGUACUGGGGAGGAGAAACUGGAAAAUCUCCCCAUGACUGUGUUUGAAACCAGCAUGACUGUCCACAGCUACAGUGUCUACACUGCUGUCUAUGCAAUCGCACAUGCUUUGCAUAGUCUGUACUCUUUCCAAGGCCAACAAAGGGUUAUGAAGAGGCAGGAAUUUCUCAGUCAAGAUUCAUGGAAGGAAAGACCCUUGUCACUCUGCAAUGAGAAAUGCCAAUCAGGUUACAGAAAGACCAAAAUUGAAGGAAAAUUGUUUUGCUGCUAUGAUUGCACUCCAUGUCCAAAGGGGAAGAUCUCAGACCAGACAGAUAUGGACGAUUGCUUCCAAUGCCCAGAAGAUCAAUAUCCAAACAAUGAACAGGAUUUAUGCAUGCCAAAGCAUGUAAGUUAUCUAUCUUAUGGAGACCGGUUGGCGACAGGUUUAGCCACAUCAGCUCUUGUGCUUUCUUUUAUCACAGUUGUUGUGCUAGGAAUCUUCUUGAAGUACCACAACACUCCCCUCGUCAAAGCCAACAACCGCAGCCUCUCCUACACCCUUCUUCUAUCCCUCCUCCUCUCCUUCCUUUGUUCUCUGCUUUUCCUCGGUCGACCCACGAAUGUGACUUGUCUCCUUCGACAGACUGCUUUUGGGAUCAUCUUCUCAGUGGCUGUUUCUUGCAUGUUGGCCAAAACCAUCACUGUGGUUCUUGCUUUCAUGGCCACCAAGCCAGGAUCAAAGAUGCGAACCUGGGUUGGGAAAAGACUGGCCCUUUCCAUUGUUCUUUCCUGUUCUCUUAUUCAAAGUACUUUUUGUAUUGUAUGGCUUGGAAUUUCUCCCCCCUUCCCAGACUUUGAUGUGUGGUCCAUAAAUAGUGAAAUAAUUAUAGAAUGUAAUGAAGGUUCGGUGGCAAUGUUUUAUUCUGUGUUAGGUUUUAUGGGCUUCCUGGCCUUUAUUAGUUUUGUUGCAGCUUUCCUAGCCAGGAAACUACCAGACACUUUCCAGGAAACCAAGUCGAUUACUUUCAGCAUGCUGGUGUUUUGCAGUGUCUGGUUAUCUUUUGUGCCUGCCUACAUAAGCACCAAAGGAAAAUACACGAUAGCUGUGGAGAUCUUUGCCAUCUUGGCCUCUAGUGCUGGGCUCCUGGCUUUUAUCUUUUUCCCCAAAUGUUACAUCAUUAUAAUUAGACCAGAUCUUAAUAAAAAGGAGCAAUUAAUAAAAAGAGCAAAUUAA
Thamnophis elegans (Western terrestrial garter snake) is the source of this 2019-nucleotide messenger RNA. RefSeq names its product vomeronasal type-2 receptor 26-like. Gene Ontology annotation, cellular component: membrane. The record is from RefSeq and is a predicted model, not a curated record. The coding region runs from base 1 to 2019 and encodes 672 amino acids. Gene Ontology annotation, biological process: G protein-coupled receptor signaling pathway. Lineage: Eukaryota; Metazoa; Chordata; Lepidosauria; Squamata; Natricidae. Gene Ontology annotation, molecular function: G protein-coupled receptor activity. The transcript is spliced from 4 exons.